Arctia plantaginis is the source of this 957-nucleotide messenger RNA. The record is from the annotation of a GenBank genome assembly. Lineage: Eukaryota; Metazoa; Arthropoda; Insecta; Lepidoptera; Erebidae.
AUGGCUUUGAAAUUAGAACAAGAGAAUGAUUUGGAAUUUAUAUUGAAAAGUUUAUUGGCUGGAGGUGUAGCGGGCAUGUGCGCAAAAACAACAGUUGCUCCACUGGACCGAAUGAAGAUUCUGUUACAAGCUCAGUCUGCGCAUUACAAACAUCACGGUAUUGUAGGCGGCUUGGCGGCCAUAGUCAAGAAGGAAUCUCUCAUAGCUUUAUACAAGGGCAAUGGUGCCCAAAUGGUCAGGAUAUUCCCCUAUGCGGCUACACAAUUUACCAGCUUUGAAAUUUAUAAAAAGUAUUUAAGCAAAGUCCACAUACCAGUGGUUCAGCAUGGGGACAAGUUCAUCGCAGGCGCCGGUGCAGGUGUCACGGCCGUGACGCUCACGUACCCGCUGGACACCAUCCGCGCUCGCCUCGCCUUUCAGAUAACUGGAGAACAUAGAUACAAGGGUAUUGUUCAUGCUGCCAUCACUAUGUUCCACACGGAGGGCGGUAUACGCGCGCUAUACCGCGGCUUCGUGCCGACCAUGUGUGGCAUGGUGCCAUACGCCGGCUUCUCGUUCUACUGCUUUGAGUCGCUCAAGUUCUUCUGUAUGAAAUAUAUGCCCACUGCACUUUGCAGAAAGUGCGAAAGGAAUACUGGGGGCUUAGUACUGACAGUACCUGGUAAAUUGAUCUGCGGAGGGCUGGCGGGAGCUGUAGCACAAUCCGUGUCGUACCCUCUUGACGUCACCAGGCGACGCAUGCAGCUCGCCUGUAUGGACCCACAAACUGCCAAGUUCGGUACCGGUAUGGUGAAAACAUUGACUCUCAUAUAUCGCGAUAACGGUAUAGUGAAGGGUCUCUAUCGAGGAAUGAGCAUCAACUACAUCAGAGCGAUACCAAUGGUCGCCACUUCCUUCUCCACUUACGAGCUCAUGAAACAGCUCCUCCAGCUCGACACCGGUAUGAAAGUUUCAUAG